CCUUGAUCACAGAGGGUCGGACCGAUGAAUGGAUCGGAUUUAGGCCCCGCUUUUCUCGGCCGAUGACUUCGUCUAGGACAUCAAAGCCGGUCACACUUGGCUGUUUGGCUCUCGAAUCACGGUGAAUAAGUUCGAUCUCCUAGAGCUCUGUCUCAUACUUAGUUAGUAAGAUCCCAUCGAAUGUGCCCCGACUCACAUUAAAUGCCAGCCUCGAACAGCCUCGCUGAUAUCGGGCCGCCCCAGUUAAUCGGCUGGAUUACGAGGUCGGAUAUAAUGACAUAAAACCACAUUCCUAUCGGCCGAUGAAUUCCCACGCCAUCCUCUCCCUCUAGAUUUACAGACCAUGACGGAGGAUGGUGCUUCAUCUCGUAGUCGGCCAAUCAGGUCGUGUCAGAGAUGCCGCAACUUCAAAGUCCGCUGCAGUAGGGCCAGACCGCGAUGUAAGAGGUGCAUCGUCGCCGAUGUCGACUGCGUGUACGCUUUUGGGGGCACGCCUUUUACCGGCAUAUCCCCCAGAAGCGAGUCCUCAGUCGAAUUGGUCGUUUCGGAGGCUCAACCUGGGAACCCACGACAUUCUGCGAAGAAGAGGCGGUUGGGUGACAAUGACCGCGCCCAGGUUCCCUUCCAGGCCACAUUUAUGCUUCAACAGCGAUCGCGUCCGGAGAGGAAAAGCCCUGAUGGAAUGCGGCCCAAUUCAGUCGCCAAACGAGAACGUGCUAUUCUCUCCUGUCUUCGAUGCAGGAAGCUCAAGGUACGGUGUGACCGAGGCGUACCAUGCACUCGCUGCGCAAACAACCACAGAAAAUUGGAGUGUGUCUAUUCCGAUUUAAGUAUCUCGGGGUUCUCCAACACCCAUCCGGUCCAUCUCAACAAUUCGAACGCACUUGGCGGUGUCGCCACAUACUUUGUUGACAACUACUGGGAUCAACGGUUCCAUAAUGGCACACACUGGAAGAAUUUACUCCACGAGAUCGAGGAGCUUCUGCACAGAACUCCCGGGGAGCACACAGGAGAUUUGUCGAACGGCGACCCGCAUCCCCAUAGUUCGGCAGGGGCUCCCGUUGUGCUCUCGAUCAACUAUCCCUUCAGCGACCAUGACAACUCUCACCAAUCCAUCACGCUUCUUCUAAAUAACCUACCACCGCGGUCUACUCUGGAAGCAUUUAUAGCCCAUUACAUGGACACGAUCGAGAAGACGUACCACCUCCUAGACACUGAUGCGUUCGAGACAGAGGUGCGAGAUUUCUGGAGCUGGAAACGAGGAUCCGCCAAGCCUCGACCCGACGACGGUUGGCUAGCCCAGUACUUCAUGAUCAUCUCUCUAGGAUGCCAGGCCCAUGAAUUCAUUGCCCAGGCAACUAAAUCGAACGGAUACUCAGACUUGCCAAACCGUCUCUUAACAGGGGCAGAGAUGUGUCUCCGACGCACCCCGUUCUUAUUCCAACCGACACUGACAAACAUCAGGACGCUCUGCUUGAUGGUAAUCUCUAAGCAGGUCUACACCAUGUCCUGUCACCAGUCGGAUACGUGCUGGCCGCUUACUGGGAUGAUCAUUAGACUGGCCAUGGGCAUAGGGUUGCACACCGACCGCCUUCCUAUUGUGGAAUUGUGGUCCUGCCAUGAGCGAAGAAUGCGUCGACGGCUCUGGGCAUCAGUUGUGUUUCUGGAGAUGCGUCAAUCGCUCAUCUGUGGCAUGCCUCUCCUGUUGCGUCCCUGCGACGUUGCCUGUCUAUCGAAAGGCACUCCCUCGCCCUCAUUCAACAACACCACCCCUUCCUCGGCAAUAGAGAACCAUAGCUGGACAUCGUCGCCAGUAUCGGCCGACUCCGAACCCACGCUUCUUGAGAGCACCUUCGGCACAGCGGUCCCGCUCCUGAUCCAAGCAAUUGACCUGGCCACCGGAGAUACCGACGAUCCCGCCACGUACACACAAGUCGUCCAAGUCGACGAAGCCCUUCGAAACCUCAUCCGCUCCUCUGGCGUCGGUCUUCGACCACCAGUCUUCCGCACCGAUACCGACUGGCCCUCCUCCACCUCCAUCGAUCUGGAAGCAUGUACCCUCGACAUCUUUUUCCGGCAGACUCUCCUAGCUCUACACUCGCGCUUCGUACUCGGCUCGACAACCUGCGCCGCAGCGGCGCACCCUGACUCAGGGUUGUCUUCCCUCGAGAGCGCCCUGGCAGUCUUGUCCCUGCAGCGGAGUCUCUGCGACGGCGAUGGGUGUGAGCCCGCACAGAACAGCUCCACUGCCUGGUUUGCGGGACUGUUUCGGUAUGAGUUCUUCACUGCAGCUAUGACUGUGUGUUGUCAGCUUGUGCGAGGGCUGGUGGUUGAGGAGGGGCCGAUGGCGGUUAGGCGGGAGGAUGGGCCAGCGGGUAUUAUGCUGGAGGCCUUGAAAUCGUGUAGGGAUAUUUGGAGCAGGGAGAGGAGCGCAUCGGUGUGUAACGGAAAGGCACAUGCGCUUGUUGAUAAGUUGGUUGAGGUGUUGCAAGGGAGCCGGUGAUAGUAAGGGAGUGGGGUCGAGGCUUUUUACGGUACGGUCCGUGACUAUACUGUACGGCGCAGAUUCGCGACUCAGAAGAUACUGCCUGAGAAUAGAACCGGGAGACUAUGAGUGGGAACUAGUCUCCGGAGCUCAAUUUGACUUGCUGCUGGCAAUGCACAAGAACUGAUGAUGUGUCAGGGGGUUCGGCUGGUGUAUCAUGAAAGAUGGAUCGGAUACUGCAUUACGAAAAGUUUAGGCGCAAAUGUUCUUUUCGUUAGACUGCUAGGAGGCAAUCAUCGUUAUAAUGUGCCUCGAGGCGUAUAGAUAGCCAAUGACAGAAGGACAGUCUGCACC
Molecule: messenger RNA, 2839 nt
Organism: Eremomyces bilateralis CBS 781.70
Lineage: Eukaryota; Fungi; Ascomycota; Dothideomycetes; Eremomycetales; Eremomycetaceae
Exons: 2
Coding region: 344-2503 (719 amino acids)
Biological process (GO): regulation of DNA-templated transcription; DNA-templated transcription
Molecular function (GO): DNA-binding transcription factor activity, RNA polymerase II-specific; zinc ion binding; DNA binding
Source: RefSeq, a predicted model, not a curated record